Molecule: messenger RNA, 6037 nt
Organism: Girardinichthys multiradiatus
Lineage: Eukaryota; Metazoa; Chordata; Actinopteri; Cyprinodontiformes; Goodeidae
Gene: slmapa
Product: sarcolemma associated protein a
Exons: 26
Coding region: 1344-4106 (920 amino acids)
Biological process (GO): protein localization to plasma membrane; regulation of voltage-gated sodium channel activity; regulation of membrane depolarization during cardiac muscle cell action potential
Molecular function (GO): protein binding
Source: RefSeq, a predicted model, not a curated record
UGGGACUUGCGGAGGAGGACAACUUCUACUACAUUCUCUCCAGAAAACUGCUGGAAGCCAACAGCUUUAACACAACCCCACCCCGGCAAACACGAUUGGGACUCAACAGAUGACGACAGCGCAACUGAUAUCCUCCAGCGAGGUUUCCCCGAAACACAACAACAGUGUGAUGCGCGGGGAGCCGCAGUGAAGAAGAAACUCCUCAGAUUUUUCCGCGUCUCCGAUCCGACUGUCAGUUAGCCGGCUAGCUGCUAGCGAGCUAGCUCGCCUUUGGACUAGCGUUUGCGGUGCGGGACUCUGUUUGUAGCCAAUGACGUCUUGGCUUGCUGGCUUUAUUUGCUACGGUAGACAGGUAUGGCAUAUCGCUUCCACUCGGUAAGCGAACUGGUUGAGAAGGGUUGGGAGAAAACAUUUGAGGAGCUGAAUGAUAACUUUGUAAGUACUCAUUAGCAUAGCGUAGCAUAGCCUAGCUGGUCCAACGCAAGACUCGUUGGCCGAGAGUUAGCGAUUCGCACUUUAAUUGUACAAGACGACUCGCCAAUAUCCCGAUUAUUGCCGACCGAGUGUUUUGAGGCCCAAAUCCCCACUGUGUGGACAGUGAAUUGCUUUAACUGAGCUAGGGGAUGUUUAUGGCUUCCCUGUUCUGCUAGGUGUCGUUAGCGGUCUCAUAGGUGCUCUCUGAAGGGAGCGGUGAGCCGACGUUAGGUGCUAAGAUAAGGUUCCCUGUAUCAGGGUAACAAGGUCACCCCGAUUAUCAUGAGCCGUUUAGACAAACGUAAUGCAGAUGACACUUAAUUAAAGUGCGCGUAGACCGGCUGGUGUUGCCUUGUUAGCUGCAGGUAAACGCAACACAGCUCAAAAAAGGCGCAAUAGUUCAAUAAAUGAAGGGAAUAAACGGGUUGAUUAAUUUAUUUGGAUGAGCUUUUGCUGUAUUGUUCGACGACAGAUCUGGUUUGGCGUCAGACUGGUUAAACUUCCCAGUUCCACCCCUUGAAUAGUUUGAUGGACGUGGGGGGCUGUUUGCCAGACUGUCAGUGCUAUAAUCAGUCAUGUAUGUCUUGACAAAUGGCACCUUGGUCUGUACAUAGUGUUUGCUGUCAGAUUUAAGUGUCGUUGUGUAGCUUUAGUGGGGAGCCAUUAAAAAGGAAUGUCUUGUCUUUUUAUACCUGUUGGGUUGGUUUUUUAUUUUCCUUUUUCUCAAACAAGGGGCAGUCUAGUUGAGUCAAAGUGCAGUCCUGACAUUGUGCAGUGGACAAUGCUUAUCAGUUAGUGCCUAGAAGAUUACAGAACUUGGAGAUCUGCCUGCAUACAGCCCACAACUAGUGUAGAUUAUUCUUUAGGGAAUGCACCAAAACCCUGCCAAUCUGGAUCAAGAAAACCUGUCCAUUGUGUCUGGUUGGAGUAACACACUGAAGUCAAAAUCAAUGCCUUCAGCACUGGCCGUGUUCACCUGCCGACCCAACUCGCACCCAUUCCAGGAGCGGCAUGUGUACCUGGAUGAGCCGGUCAAAAUUGGUAGGUCGGUGGCUCGGUGCCGACCGGCCCAGAACAACGCCACAUUUGACUGCAAGGUGCUGUCCAGGAAUCAUGCUCUUGUAUGGUUCGACCACAAGACGGGGAAGUUCUACCUUCAGGACACUAAAAGCAGCAACGGGACGUUCAUCAACAGCCAGAGGCUGAGCCGCGGAUCAGAGGAGAGUCCGCCCUGUGAGGUUCUGUCCGGCGACAUCAUUCAGUUUGGGGUUGAUGUCACUGAGAACACACGCAAAGUCACUCAUGGCUGCAUCGUGUCAACAAUCAAACUCUUUCUACCUGAUGGGAUGGAGGCCCGCAGACGAAGCGAUGUCAUCCAGGCUCCAUUACCACUACCUAUAGACAAGGUUGCAGCCAACACUCCCAGUAUGUACUCUCAGGAACUGUUCCAGCUCUCCCAGUAUUUACAGGAGGCCUUACACAGAGAGCAGAUGUUGGAGCAGAAGCUGGCCACUCUGCAGCGGCUCCUCACCACCACUCAGGAGGCCUCAGAGAGCAGCUGGCAGGCUCUGAUAGAUGAGGACCGCCUGCUCUCCAGGCUGGAGGUGAUGGGCAGUCAGUUACAGGCCUACUCUAAGUCGCAGUCAGAGGAAGGGAUCCGGAAGGAGCUUCUGGCUCUCCAGGAGGACAAACACAACUACGAGACUACAGCGAAGGAGUCCCUGAGACGAGUCCUGCAGGAGAAGAUUGAGGUGGUCAGGAAGCUGUCAGAGGUCGAGCGGUCGCUCAGCAACACAGAGGACGAGUGCACCCACCUGAAGGAGAUGUCUGAGAGGGGUCAGGAGGAGCUGAGGGAGCUGGCCAACAAGUACAACGCUGCCGUCAACGAGAUCAAGGAGCUCACUGACAAGAUUAAGGUGGCAGAGGGGAGGCAAGAAGAGCUGACUCUGCAGGGAGCGACGGAGAAGAGGGAGCUAGAGAUGCGGAUCGAAGAGAUGGAGGAGAAGGAGCAGGUUCUCCAGGCUCGCAUCGAGGCUCUGCAGGCUGAUAAUGACUUCACAAAUGAGAGGCUUGCAGCCCUCCAAGUGCGGUUAGAACAGCUGCAAGAGAAAAGCAUUAAAGAGAGCAACAGUCUUGAUGUGGACAUUGUCUCCCACGGACCAGUAGAGGAACCUGUGGAAGACGAAGAGAGCCUGCAGACCUCUGAGAACCAGGACGAAGACGAGGCGGAUACAGAUACCAAUAAUGGUGCUGUUGGUGAAGAUGAAGAGAACGAUGACAACUGUCAUGUCAACAGUGGAGGAGAGUCGACUAGAAUCCCACAGUUGAUUGAGUGUCCGCCUGUCAAACAGCUGAAGGAGAACGUCUGCUCUUCAAUACACAAACUGGCCAACUUUGAUGAAGUCAUGGACGCCCAUCUGCAGAACAGCCAGACACCAGAAGACGACCUCCUGGCCAGCCCUGAUCGUCUCAAAGCAAAUCAGAUGGAUGCCAAAGAGUCUGACAUGUCCGACACGCUGAGUCCCAGCAAAGAUCGCAGCAGCGACGACACGUCAGAUGGCAACAUGAACGACCAGGAGCUGAAUGAACCCCAGAACAGAGUUGCUCUCCUGAAAGCUGAGUUGAAUCGUGCCGGUCUGGAGGCUGGAGACACGGAAAAGGUCAUCAGCUAUCUCCACAGAGAACUUCUGGAAGCCCAGGACUUAGCCAACACUGGGAAGCAGAAAUGUCUGGACCUACAAGCUCUACUGGAGGAGGAGAGGAGGAGUAACUCUAAGCUGACUGAGGAGUCCACCAAACAGAUCCAGUACUUGCAGACUCAACUUGGGAAGCUGCAGGCUGACAUGGAGGCACUGAGGGAGCAGAGGGAGAGCACCAUCUGCAGCACCAGGGAGGAGCUCUACUCAGCCCAGGAGGAGAUUCUUGUCCUGCGACACGCUAUGGAGACGGCCACAGCUGAGCGGGAGCGUGAGAUCGCCGCUCUGCAGGCCGACCUGGGUAGCGUGCGUACUGAGCUGGAGCACUGGAAGGCCACGGCUGCCAAGUACGAGGAGGAGAUCAACCGGCUGCAAGAGGCCUUCGUUCAUCAGCAACAGCAGCACAAUGCUGCCAGUCAGCUGCAAGAGGAGUGUGCAGCUUUGCAGCAGCGGUGUGUGUCUUUGCAGCAGGACUGUGACGGCCUGAGAGCUGAACGGAAAGAUCUGAAAGAUAAAAUGCACCGCCUGGAGGCUGAGCUCAGCCGCACCAAGGAGCAGAGUCUGGUCCUCAGCAGCAGUCUGGAGUCUCUGGAGAAGCGGAAGGAGGUCUUGCAGGACAAACUGGGUUCUCUGGAGAACCAACACCUGCAGGAUGCUAGCAGGUUAAAGAACCAGCUGGAUCAGGCCCAGGCCCGAACACACACACUGCAGAAAGAGUAUGAAGAUACUCAGUCACAGCUCUUGGACCUCCGUCAGCGUUACGAAAAGACGGAGCAGGAGAAGCUGAACAUCCACCAGGAGCUGGAGCAGUGCCAGAGCAACCUGAAGCUUCUGCAGGACAAGACCACAUCUCCAUCCAUAUUGCAGCCUGUCCAAGCCAUAUUCAUGGGCCUUGUCCUGGCUCUGCUCUACUGGUGUUUCGGCCAGUUGUGGUAGAAAGAACGGCUGGAGCCCCUGGAUGCCGGUCAUCGCAGCGAUGGUCGCCGUGACGGCAGCCGUCCUCUACCCCAACCUCUCCAAGAGCAGCGCCGCCUGAAACGAGGACAGCGGCGCCGCUUUACUUUGUAUAAAGACCGAUUGUACAUAAUUGUAGAGGGAAUGAGAAGGUCGUGGUUCCUGCAGAGGACUCGGAUACUUCCUGGUUUAUUUUUUUGGAGUUUUGUCAUUUUUAUUCUCUGCUCUCUCUGAGUUGUGGUGGGGGUGUUAUGGUUUUUGUCUCUCUGGGUAAAGAAGCGUUCUGCUGCAGACAGAGCUUCCUCAUUAUUAAAUAUUAAAGAAAAUACGCUCGAACAGAGCGAAGGUGAAGCUUUCCAGCAGCCAGGCUGCAGUCCGGAGAAUCUUGAUCAUCCCGAUGUUUGUCUCAGAUGCUUUAUUUUAAACACAGCAGCUCUUUGCUUUUCCUGCUUUAUAAAAACAUUUACUGAUAUUUAUAUAAAAAUCUGCACCUUUUAAAGCAGUUUGAUUACUUUGUGAUUUAGCUGCUCAUCAUUUACUCUCCACCCAAAAAAUGGAAGUUUUUGUUUCUGUUUUUGGAGCAGAUAAUCUCACGUUUAGCCGUUUUUCUUUGCAGGUCAACAGUUGUUAACACUACCAAACGUUGCCCGUGUAUUUGCAGCGGGUUGUUCUGUCCGAGGCUGGAAAACAGCCGGUUGCGCCGGGCUGAUCCAGAGUCUGCUGGAAAGUGUUCACGUUGAGGCGUCUGCAGGAAGUCCUGCUCUGUCUUAACACCACGUUUUUCUGCUCUUCUUGAUGUUUUCCCCGGAAAUGUAGGGGUUGAAGCCAAAUUAUUAAAAUUCAGAUAAUUGUUUUUUACUUUUCAGUUUAAAGCGCCUCUGAUCUAACACACACACGUUGGGCUUGUUUGACCAUCAGGCCUGUUGGUGUUAAGAGUCCGUCACGUUUUUCCAGAAGUUUCAGUUUCUCCUCUGGCUUCGUGAUAAACUGGACAAAUGUCAUCAUUUAAAGAUGAUGAAGACCGUGACAUGUUCUCCUCAUGCUUGUUUGAAGCACAUCAUGAUAUCUAAACAGCAACAAAUCUUCUCAGAUAUGAGAAUCGUUUCUCAUAAUAUGUCCUUUAGCAGCUGAGGUAGAAAUGAGAGAAACUUCAUGUCAGCAGCCCUUCAUGUUGGAAACAGCUGAAACUAAGGAGCUGUCAGGGCUUCUGGUGGAGGAGACCUGAGCCUUUAAAUCUGAAAAUAUUGAAACGUGAUGAACGGUGCUGCAUUUGUUUGUUUGAGCUAAGAUCUUAUUAAUGACAGUUAAAUCAGUCUCUUAUCAGCCACACCUUCUUUUUAAGCUUCUUCUCUUCUUAAUGAGUUCAAAUCUUCUUGUUUUGGUCUUUUUAAACCAUUUGGUUCUGAUUUCAGAACAUCAGAUGUUUUUUUUUUUUAUUAUUAUAUCUCCAAAUCAUCAAAAGUUUCACAAGAAUAACCCAAAACUGUGUAGAGUCGGAUUCUAAGAGGAGACAUAGCAGCAACAUGGGUUCUUCGUGUUCUGACUCUUAACACUUCGGGCCUCUUAACGUUUUUGUUUUUAAACAGAACCAGAAUAGUUGAGAGUUCUGUGGGUGGGUGUCGGUUCCCAUGUUGGUCUCUUGAGCAGCGUUCGUCAUCGUCCGUGUAUCCUGUCUCGUCUCCGUGUCGAUUAUAAUAAUAAGACAGCGAACAAAUAUUCCUGAUGUUUCAAGAGAAAAACACUAAAGCUACAGAGAGAAUUGUAAAAUAAAAUGUUAAUGAAUGAUGUGCGACUAGACUUAUUUUGUUCAAAUUGUUUAGAGUUAUGAGAGGGAGAGCUGUUGUAGAGAAAAUGAUCUUAUUGAAUAUAUGCAGAGAAAUGUUUUGGAUUAAAGUAGCAAAGCUGACCCACCA